This is a messenger RNA of Rubroshorea leprosula, 2755 nucleotides long. The record is from the annotation of a GenBank genome assembly. Lineage: Eukaryota; Viridiplantae; Streptophyta; Magnoliopsida; Malvales; Dipterocarpaceae.
ACCAAUCUAAGCAGAGGGUGGCAGCGAUUUUUUCCAAUUCCCAGAAAAUGGCAUCGCCGGCAGCAAUUCAGAGAUCCUCCGCUACCCCAACCACCGCAUCCUCUCCCUUCCCUCUCCAACGCCUCUCCACCUUCAAAACCCCCUCUUCAUCAUCUACCCCCUUCUCCUCCACCACCACCACCACUCCUUCAUCCCUUCUAGACUCCUUUGCCAAUGAUCCCAUCCUCUCCCCCUUUUUAUCCCCAUCCUUUUCCUCUACCUCUUUCUCCUCCGCCGCCCUCUCCUCUGGUUCUCCUGCCUCCACUGCCGAACAUCUUCUCCAAGCCAUCCGCCUCCUUGAUUCCCAACUCCGUUCUCAUGUUCUCUCCCACCAUCCCCUCCUCCUCACCCAGUUGUCUUCUCUCAAGAACGCUGAGCUUUCUCUCUCUACCCUUCGGUCUUCCGUUUCAUCGCUGCAGUCUUCUCUCCAUCGGAUCCGAUCUGAGCUCUCUGAUCCCCACAAAGCCGUCCUCUCUAAGACUGCCCAGCUCUCCAAUCUCCAUCGCACUUCCGAGCUCCUCUCUCAUUCCAUCCGCGCCCUCCGUCUCUCCAAGAAGCUUCGCGAACUCAUGUCUGCUGCUGAAUCUGAACCUGAGAAGCUGGAUCUAACCAAGGCUGCGCAGCUGCACUGUGAGAUCUUGAGUUUGUGCGAUGAAUAUGGUCUUGCGGGCAUUGACGUUGUUGACGAGGAGCUCAAUGUGGUGAAAGAGAUAGGGAGCAGGUUAAGAAGUGAGGCAAUGGGAGUGCUGGAGAGGGGAAUGGAGGGGCUGAAUCAGGCUGAGGCUAUUUCAGGAGGGGGUGGGGGAUUUGGGCCAGGAGGGAUACGGGGGAGUGGAACGCCUCAGAUUGGGGGAGGUGGGAAGGCAAGGGAGGCAUUGUGGCAGAGAAUUGGAAGUUGUAUGGAUCAGUUGCAUUCCAUUAUGGUUGCUGUUUGGCACUUGCAGAGGGUUCUGUCCAAGAAGAGGGAUCCAUUUACGCAUGUGUUGCUGCUUGAUGAGGUCAUUAAGGAGGGUGAUUUCAUGUUGACAGAUAGAGUUUGGGAGGCACUUGUAAAGGCUUUUGCUAGCCAAAUGAAAUCUGCUUUUACUGCCUCAAGUUUUGUCAAAGAGAUAUUUACAAAUGGGUAUCCGAAGCUCUUUUCUAUGAUUGAAAACCUUCUUGAAGGAAUUUCACGUGACACCGAUGUCAAAGGGGUUGUGCCAGCAAUCAGUUCAGGGGGAAAAGAUCAAAUGGUUGCAGCUAUUGCCACAUUUCAGACAGCUUUUCUAACUAGCGUCUUAGGCCGGUUGUCAGAUCUUGUAAAUUCUGUAUUUCCAGUUUCCAGCCGUGGUAGUGUUCCUUCAAAAGAGCAGAUCUCAAGAAUUACAUCACGAAUUCAAGAAGAAAUUGAAGCAGUUCAGUUGGAUGCACGUUUGACUCUUCUUGUCUUGCGUGAAAUUAGCAAGGUUUUGCUUCUGAUUGCAGAACGAGCUGAAUACCAGAUAUCUGCUGGUCCCGAAGCGCGCCAAGUAACUGGUCCUGCAACACCAGCUCAAAUCAAGAACUUUGCAUUAUGUCAGCAUCUGCAGGAAAUUCAUACACGUGUAUCCUCUAUGAUGACAGGCCUGCCAGCUAUUGCUACUGAUGUGUUGUCAGCAUCACUGGGUGCAAUAUAUGGGGUUGCUUGUGACUCUGUAACUGCUUUAUUCCAAGCGAUGAUUGAUCGUCUUGAGUCCUGCAUCCUGCAAAUUCAUGACCAGAACUUUGCUGUGCUUGGUAUGGAUGCUGCUGUGGACAAUAAUGCUUCACCUUACAUGGAGGAGUUGCAGAAAUCCAUUCUUCACUUUCGUAGUGAGUUCCUAUCUAGGCUGUUGCCAUCUAGAGCAAAUUCUGCAACUGGAGGGACAGAAACUAUAUGCACUACACUUGUUAGGAGGAUGGCUUCACGGGUUUUGAUAUUCUUUAUCAGGCAUGCCUCUCUUGUAAAACCCCUUUCAGAAUCAGGGAAAUUAAGGAUGGCUAGAGACAUGGCUGAGCUGGAAUUAGCCGUUGGCCAGAAUUUGUUCCCAGUAGAACAACUUGGUGCCCCCUACCGAGCUCUUCGGGCAUUCCGACCCCUUAUUUUCUUGGAAACAUCUCAACUGGGAGUGUCUCCUCUGCUUCAAGAUCUGCCCCCAAGUGUCAUACUUCAUCAUCUUUAUUCUCGUGGACCUGAAGAAUUGCAGUCACCUCUCCAGAGGAACAAACUUACUCCAAUGCAAUACUCAUUAUGGCUGGAUUCUCAUGGGGAAGACCAGAUCUGGAAAGGAAUCAAAGCAACUCUGGAUGAUUAUGCUGCAAAGGUUAGGUCAAGAGGAGACAAGGAAUUCAGCCCUGUGUAUCCUCUUAUGCUUCAACUAGGGUCUUCUUUGACUGAAAAUGCACCUCCAUCCCAAAAACAAUGAUACCUAUCCAAUAUUGCGUGCUCUAAAAUUUCAGGAGAAAACCUAAUGGCCUCCACCAAGAUUUUGUUUUAGGUAAAAUGUCAACUACAGGAGCAAUUGAGCAAGUUCAGUUUCAUAUUUUCAAAUUCAUUGCAAACUCAGGAAUUUGAAUUGAUUGUUUUUCUGCUUGUUUACCAUUUCUUCAAUGUUAAAUAGAUCUUAUAAAUCAUACGGGUCUGCUUUUUUUUAUCAAAAUUAUGUACAAUUUGGUGACUUUGUACAACUAACAGUGAUAAUAAUUUUAGUUUCUCCUA